AUGGUAAAGGUUCUCGGGGUAACCUGUAACAACGAAGCCGGUCGCUCGUUGCCGCGAAUCCACGGUAUCACGCAUGUUUCGCGGAAACUGACUUCCUCUCAAAUGUGGCGCGGAGAGGAGUGACGCUCGCUGAACGUCGUGACUUCUUUUUUCUUUAACUUAAAAAAAACAAUUACAAAAAACGUGCAUUAACAGUGAUAUAUAACUUUCGCGGGAUUGUUCAUUAAGCCGAGAGAUUCGAUUGCAAUCGCCAGCGAAAUCGGUGAAGCGUGUGUUCGAGAGUGGAUAGUGCGCUCAAGAGGAUACGCGUGAGGAACCAUUGGUGAAAAAGGAUACAGUGACGACUGACGAAUCUGAGAAAUAUGUGAAUUAGAACGAUAAUCGAUGAAAGAAGCCGCGUACUUCGUGACGAGAGUACAUCGCAGCGGGAGAAAAUAAAAAGGUGCGACAAUCGCGAUCGCAGCACGUGGCCAGGGAACGAAAGUAUCACGUGGGUGCAUCGCCGUGUUUCGCGUCCGGGACUCGAUUCCGCGAGAAUCUGCAAACGUCAGGGGGAAUUUUUUUCCGAUCCGCGGAGAAAAAGGGAUCGCGGCGGUGGAAAAAAUCGCGAGGAAUUCAUUGAGCUGCGAAAUAAACGCGAACAAAAAUUCACGCUCACUGAUCACUGACGAUUUGUCCCCCCCCCUCUCUCUCUCUCUCUCGUCACGCGACAGAGAAAUAACGGAAAGAGGAUAAAAGAGGAUCCGGAGGACGCGAGAGUGAUCCGGCCGGUAGCCGGAUGAAAUUUACAACGAGGUAUUUCGCGCCGCUCUACCGCGAAGGCUUUCGCUUUGACAUUACUAACGAACCGCGGUCGACGGAGACGCCGGUUAAUCAACGAUGAGGAGUCACCGGUGAGAAAGAGAAAGAGAGAAAAAGAGAGAGAGCGAAACUUGUUCGUUUCCAUUUCGAGCACACUUAUCCAAUCUCGUGCGAAGGAAUCCGAUGCGAAGCCUGGACUUCUCGAGACGCAUCGACGUUCAUUCCGCGCGUUAAUUAGCGAGGCUCGGAGGGAGCGGCGUUAAUGCGCGCGUUUGCGAAGGAGGGUCGUUUCGCAGCGCGAACGAGGGAACGAGGGACCAGCUUCGUGAGGGAGUGAUAUCCGUUUGACGGGGAAAUAUAUACGUGUACUCGGUAGCGCGGCGCGCACCUGGGCAACGUCGAGCGUGUAAAAAAGAAGAAAGAGAGAGAGAAAAAAAGAGAAAACGGAAGAGACGCCGAGCCUUCGCGUAAAAAGUUCGCGAAAGCGCCCGAGGGAAGUUGCGGGAGACGAAAAACAUUACGGGACAACGUUUACAGCGGAAAUAGCGCGCCCCGCCGUCUAACAACUGACGAUAAAAGGAGGAUCGUUAAGCCCGAGAGGACCUCUGCGGAAUGACCGAAGUAAGCCGGAGUAAUAGCGAAACUACUUUCGCGCGGAUGUACGACGGCUAAGGUGCGCUUAUUGCCCGGUGUGGCUUCCACGAAAAAACACGGUGUCGAGAAACGUUUCUGCUCGCGUGGAAUCGAGAAAAUUUCCAGGUUGAACAAAUAAACCACGGGAACGUGAUAAUUCAAUUUUGAUUUAAUUCGCAAGUGGUACUUCUAUCGAUCCUUACGAUCUUCCGAAAGAGCAGAGAUUAGAAAAACGACAUCGGGACGCGGAGGUAAAUCACGACGGGAACGUCGAGAAAUUCCACGCGUUCCAUUAAAUCCGAACGCAGGGUAGAAUUUUUUUCGCGCGCGUGAUCGGUAUUCCGGUUCUUCUUAAAAAGCAACGAGAAGAAUCUUCUGGCGAGAAUCGAAAAGCGUGCAGGGAGAGACGUUGAGGGCGAGGACAAAUCGGCGGCGAACGCGCAGGAAUUCCGCUUUCCGGUUACGAUCGAAAUCAACAUUCAAAUGCGGACGGCGCUCGACUGUUUCUAAAGCAUCGAAUAUCGAUGCCGACGAUCUUCCCUCGGAAGCGAGGAACACGUAGCGUCGUCGAAUCCGCUGAAGAACGAGGAAGAGCGCGUUCGUUAAUACGAGUCUGCGGCAGACUCGAUUAAGCGGAAAUUCCCGGACGGCGCAAAUUCUGCGGUAUAACUCUCAUUCUUUUUCUCGACAAACGGUACAAACGGCCGCGAUUAUCCUCCCCCCAUCUGACCUCUGACCCCACCCCGCGCGCAAAUGUCAAGUGAACGAUGAAGUACUCGAGGGUGCAGACGGGGAAGAAGUGGAGCGCCACUUUGCUCGGCGACGAAUCGUGCUCCAGGUGCGGCAAGUGUCUGACUAAAAUGCAGCUCGUACUACUGUCAGCGCUAUUCUGCUCUACUCUGACGACAGGUGUUGCCGGAUUGGAGAUACGAAAACUAGAGGUGCCCAGUAUCGCCGAUCCAAGAUGGGAGAGGGUGAUACUCAAGUGCGAAUACGAUCUCGGCGGUAAGGAUCUGUAUUCGGUAACGUGGAAUAAAGACGGCCAGGAGAUCUUCAGAUACAUGCCGAGAUCACUGACGCCCAAGCGACCUCAAAAUAUCAGCGGGUUGUACAUCGACCUCAGCCAGAGUGACCACAAACAAGUGACACUUCUGGGCCCGAACACCCGCAAAGGUAAAGUCGAGUUGGCGGGGUCUUAUGGCUGCGAGGUGUCAUCCGAAGCGCCGAGUUUUGAGACAGAUUACAGAGAGGCGAACAUGAGCGUGGCUGUGCCGCCUAAAAGUGCUCCGGUACUCGAGGGGGUGCGACCUUCUUACGAAGUCGGCGAGAUCCUCCAAGCGGAGUGCACGUCGGGCUUGAGUUACCCUCCGGCAGUUUUAACGUUCAUUUUGAACGAUAAAGAGGUGAACAGAGCCUUAACCAAAGACUUGCGGGGAGGUGGCAACAUAGACGGAAGGCUGCUCUCCGCGACGCGGUUGGGCCUGACAAUGCGCCUGGAACGGCAUCACUUCUCCGGCGGCAGCCUGACUCUGAUCUGUCAGUCGACACUACCGGGAAUCGCUGAUGACCAACCUCUCAAGACCAUCGAGAUUGCCACUCUCGCCGCCAGCAACCAGCGUCUCGCCCAAGAACCCCCUAGAUCGGGCGCAAGGUCGAACGUCGAACUUUACUCCAUUUUAACUUGCUGGACGAUGACCGUGAUUCACGUGAUUCAUUACAACAGUCUCAGACUUCUGCGUGUUUAAUGUGUCGGCUGCCGGUUGCGCUAGUUCGCGAUCGACUACGCUGGAGAAUCCGCGGUGCCGACACCUUUAAAAGUACGUGCUAAUUAGUGUAUACGUCUCUACACGUUCUCGCGAUCCAGGAAAACGUAUCGCGUAUCAUCAUCGGCUUAUCUCUGUCAAUCGAGUGCGGCACACAACAGUGCGUCCCGAAUUUCCGCGCAAUCCACACACACGUUUCGCUCGCAUGUGUGCACAGUGUUUAGAACCCCGUAUAUCGUAUAUAAGUCGGAGAUAUAGCAAUACAACAUUACCGUAAAGUAGGUCGGAACGGCGGCGGGCGCACGACGAUUGUACAUAGUGUAUAAUUGUGAAUUAGCAUUACAAAUUGUCGUGUAUAAUUAAACGGACGGAAGGACCGCGGAGGAUGACGGAGGAAACACGAUGAAAGUAACGUGGAGCGAUAUAUCGGGAUUCGCGCGCGAGAGGAGGCUAUAACGCGCGGCUGGAACGUCGCGUCCGAGAGAAAUAUAUAUCUAUCAUUCGUCAGACCAGAAAUAUCGUUUAAGAAACAUAAGUGUAUACGGGUCGUAAUCCUAAGUACGGCUCAACCUCGGCAUACGUAGCAUAAGUAUGUGGUUAAUUCGACUAUAUUCUCCACAUCCGAUCUUCCUCAGCGAGACAUGCGAGAGAGAGAGAGAGAGAGAGAGAGAGAGAGAGAGAGAGAGAGAGAGAGAGAGAGAGAGAGAGAACUCUAUGUGUAAAGAAAGGGAUACGGCGCUUUUGUUCUGCGAUUUUACACGAUCCAGAGUAUCGUCGAAGCAAUUGCAGUAAUAAAACAAUUAUUUAAUCAA
Molecule: messenger RNA, 4009 nt
Organism: Temnothorax curvispinosus
Lineage: Eukaryota; Metazoa; Arthropoda; Insecta; Hymenoptera; Formicidae
Exons: 4
Coding region: 2202-3179 (325 amino acids)
Source: RefSeq, a predicted model, not a curated record